AUGUGCACUGACAUCAGGAUUACAAACUCCUAUUUAUCACAGAAACGCGGCUCCCAGGACGUUCUGCCGCCCGGUACCAGCGCUAAGGGCGGCGCAAACGGUUGCAGCAGCCGCGUCUGUGCGGUGCUGCCACGGAGCAGCGCUGUGUCGGCCGCACCUCGGGGCUCCGCGCUCUCGUGCAGCGACAGCGUCGCGAUGGCAGCGGGCCGUGAAGGGGCCGGUCGCGGCGGGAACCCCGAACCCCGCGGGGCGCCCCACACUGGCGGCUCCGAGGCCCGGGCCCGGCGGGAGGCGUUGGGCGGCGCCCUCCCCGCCCCGCUCCGCUCCGCUCGCUGCCGGCCGCCCCCGGGAGGACAACGCCCCCAGCCCUGGCGGCGCGGCCGGGCCCGUGGCAUUUCCUCUGAGCUCACUGCGGCUGACGCGGCGCCGCUUCCCUCGGAAGAGGAAGAAGAGAGGGAGCUUCGCGGCGGCGGCGGCGGGCGGCGAGCCGACGGACGCGGGCCCUUCGCCCUCGGGCGGGCGGCGGCGCUGGGGGCGGCCGGGGCGGAGGAGACGGCUGGCGGCGGCGGGGGCCGGCAUGGACCGAGCCCCCGCCGCGCCAUGGCCGCCCUCGUGCCGGAGCCGCGCGCCUUCUGGCCGCUGCUGACCUGCGUGUGCACCGCGCUGCUCUGCCUCUGCCAGGCCCUGGGGGGCCGCGCGGCGGCGGCGGCGGCGGAGGGCGAGGAAGAGGAGGGCGCGGCGGAUGCGGGCGCGGUGCCGCUGCUGAAGGGCUCGGCGCUGCUGCUGCUGGGCUGCCUGCUGGCCCGCUGCUGCGGCGCGGCGGGAGGCGGCCCGAGGCCCGGCGGGGGCUGGGGGCCCUCGGCGGCGCGGCGCGGCGCCCUGGAGGGCUUCCACGCGCGGCAGCUGCGGCUCUCGCCCCACGUGCUGGGGCACAGCAAGGCGCACGUGGGGCGCGUGGUGGCCGAGCUGGUGCGCGCCGCCAAGGCGCAGGGGCUGCAGCCCGGCCCGACGGCCCUCAGCCUGCGCGGGGACUUCGUGCGCGUCGGCAGCGCCUACGAGCAGCACAAGGUGCGCAGCCCCGACUGCUUCGACGUCCUGGUGCCGCUGCGCCUACCGCCCCGCCUGCAGCCCGAGCCGCGCCGUGCCGCGGGGCCCGCGCCGAGCGGAGCCUUCGUCUGCGGUCUGCGGGCGCCCGCGGGGGCCGGCUGGCCGCGCCGCUACCGGCCCUUCGUCGAGGGCUUCUGCGCGGAGCCGCAGGGCCGCUGCCUGCUCUCCUCGGCGCUGGUGCUGCGCUGGUUCCAGGGCCACCUGCAGCGCUGCCUCGGCGCCGUGCGCUACCGGCUGCAGGAGCGCUGCCGCAUCAGCCUGGCCGCCUGUCCCGGCCGCCCGCCCACGCUGCACAUCCGGCCCUGCUCCGACUACGUCUGCUGCCACAUCUCCAUGGCCGUGCGCCUCAUCCCAGCCAUCCCGCUGGGCGACGCGCUCUACCUCACGGCGCUGCCCCCCGACGUGCCGCCGGCCGGCCCGGCCCACGAGGCGCUGUGGGGCCUCAACGCUUCGCGGCACGAGCAGCGGCUGCUGGCCUGGCUGAAGGAGCAGGCCCCGGCCUCGUCCUGCCACCUGAAGUGCCUGCAGCUCCUCAAGGGCCUGCGGGACCUCCGCGGGCAGGGCCUGGAGGAGCCCUUCUGCUCGCAGUGGGGCCGGGUGCUCUCCUCCUACGUGCUGAAGACGGCCCUCUUCUCCCUGAUGCUGCACGGGCCCCUGGAGGCGUGGGACGAGCGGUUCCUGGUGGAGCGCCUGGAAGACCUGGUGAUGUACCUCAGGGACUGCCUGCGCAAGCAGACGCUGAUGCAUUUCUUCCUGGGCAACACCAGCCUCCCCGAGGCCGUGGCGCUGCCAAGGUUCCUCAAGGAAGCCGCCCCGGUGAACUUGCUGGCCGCCUUCGAUGGGCCCACGCUGGACCUGGCCGCCUUCCAGCUGCUGUACACCUGGAGCCAGGCGCCGCACCUCAUCAGGACGUACAGCAGAGCCCGGUACCUGCGGCCACCACCCGCUGCGUGCCGCCACGGCGCUGAGGCACGGCAAGAGCUGCCCGGGGAGUGAGAGCAACACCGUGCGCCCAGCUGCCCACAGUGGGACCCGCUGAGACGUUCUGCGGUUUUACCCCCGACCUGAGAAGGCUGAGACUUAAGGAAAUGGCAAUAGCUUUUAUUUUUAAUGUCAUCGUGGUGGGCUGGGGGGAGAAUUAGAAAAUUUCUGGGGAAGUGCCUUAGUAGGAAAGCAUUACUUUUGGUCGGUUCAAACAGACGGUUCUGGAAACCUAUCUUAAUUUGUCCUAGUGGCAGAACUGGCCUUUUCUGAGAUGUGACUUUAAGGGUACAAAAUCCAUUUGGGAUUUAAAAAUCACGUGAGCACAAACAGAACCUCUUACUGUGCCAAGGUGCUCCUAAAUUGAGAUGAGCGUUCGAGCACAGGUGUUGGUCACAGCCUGAAGUGCUCGGUGACACGCUUUAAAUUUCCUGUGUGAUGUGAAACAUCGUGCUGAAUGGAAGUGUAAUGACCAUGUUAAAGCAGAACUGGGCGGAGAAGUGAAACUUCUGAUGAUAGCAUGAAGAAUCUACUUGUGCAUUUCUGUGUUAAAUGAAGGUUACGCUGAAGGAUUGAAAUACGGAGGAAAAAAAAGAAACAAGUAGCACUUUAUUUUCACAAAGGCCUUAAUUCUGGGAUAAUUGGCUGCACUAAAUACUCACUGUGGAGAAGGCAUUGGUAUUUUAUUUAAGUUUGAGUCAUCCUCAGGAAAACCUUCUUUUUACAGAAAUACCCCGGGGUUGAUUUGUUUGUGGGUUCUUGGUUUUGAGGUGCGUUGGGUAUGAUUUUCUCACUGUGCUCUGACACAGGGACCAACAACAAAACAAACUUUCUGUUAGGUUUGGAAUCAGCCUUCAUCCAGUCCACGUCUCACUGAUGUGUGCUGCCUGCUGCACCUCUGUGCCUUCCGGGAGCAGUUUGGUGCCUUCUGGGCUGCCACCAUCCGUCUGCCUGUGGCACUGUUUUGAGCAAAUGACCUGAUGGGAUUGUCCUAGUGCUGAGCAAAUUGUUAUCUUACUGUGGGGAGGAGGAAGUAAAAUAUUUCAGGGUACUCAAAAAUGGUUUAGCACUUACUCAUGGUACAGUGAAGCAGCUGUGGCUUCUGAUGUAUUGUAAAUGUAAGCAUCAGCAAGGUAGUUUCCACUCCUUGUGGAAAGAGCGUGACCAAUACCUCCCAGAGCCCUCACAGGGCUGAACAGGCAGCAUUCAGCUGUUUGUUAUGCUUCUCCCUUGGUCUUGGUUGUGAGGUUCAGCAUGAAGGAGUGCUCGGGCUCUCAGCCUCUGCCUGGUGUCCGUGUCUCUGGGAUGACGUGUAGGGCUGUACCACAGCUGCUCUGCAGAGGUCCUCCUGGCCCAGUAUGGGACCCUCAUGUCUCCCAGGGUGUCAGCAAAUGUCGAAUUCCAGAUCUUGAAGUUAAAAUAUAGGGUUACUGAAUUACUGAUGCUCAGAAAGUUGAACAGACGCUCCAUUACCACCACUCUGCAUCCUAGGUGAGCAUUCUGAAAUGGAUUAUAAAUUAUGAAAUGUAACCCUUGGGAUGCUUCGGGAUGACUUGAAAUGACUAAGGCACUCCUUCUCUCCCUGAUGUACAUACUGGUGUGCUUUAUUCACAGCUCUGUGCAACAAAGCACAAAACAUUUGUAAGGUCUACAAAGCUUUAUACAAAUCUAUUUUUCUAAAUGGAAACACUCCCCAGGCAGAUGUUUGCCUGCUUCUGUCUCUAUUUUUUUUUUUAACUGCUCUUGCAGUCUUAUUUUCAGGUAAUUAUAGACAAGGUCAUACCCACAAGUUGGGUUAUUUUUGUAUAUGAAGCACCGUGCUUCUUUCUCAAAAAAAAAAAAAAAAAAAAAAAAAAAGCUUAUUUAAAGGUAGUAUUGAUCAAAUGUUCUUUGCACAUGGUAUUUAAGGCUAAGUAAGCUACCUUGGUUGUCUUUUUGUAGCAGACCACAUGUACUAUUUUUGCAGACUGGUGUCAUUCGGUGUUUAAAAUGAAUGCAGGGCUGUGGUCAACACCAUUGGAUCUUCAAGGACUGGACGAGCAAUCCAGGGCAUUGUGACUGCCUGCACACCCAGCAGAAACACUUCAGCUCUUCAGUCUGGCCACUUCAGCUGGCUGAUGGUUUGUUCUCAUCGCUGUGCAUCCCUGUCUCAGAAAAGUAAUCCCUUCUGUGGGAGGGACGCAUGCUUGGUGUGUGCUGUGUUCUGGUGGGAGGCUGUAAGGCUGAGAAGUUUGUCAUUGAAGUGUAGGUGAAGGAAAUGAUGGUUGCGUUCAGGCAAUUCUUGGCAGGGGGAGAUGGUAGAGAGUAGGAGUGGUUUAGGCAAUGGAAGUUGGGCUGAGGGAUGAGUGAGAAUGGUGGCAGGCUGUCAAUGAAGAUGCACUGAGCUGAGGGAUGUGAGAUUGAGGCUGAAGGAGAUCUGAAAGUGAGGCAGACCUGGAGCAAGGGAAAAGUGAUUUAACUGGGGGUUGUUUUGGCUGUAUUUCCAAAGAGGCUGAAUCCAUCUGGGAUGAACAGUUAGGCAAAAACUCACUUUAUUAAGCCACCAUGACAGCUGUAGUAGUGGCUGUAGUGUCUUGGUGCUCUCACAGAGCCCUGUCUGCAAGGAGGAGUGCAUGGAAUUGACCUGCAGGAAUCCCUCCUCCCUGCAAGCAGUGCUGCAGUCACACAGCAGCGCUCUCAGCACUGUAUGUAUGUGCUGUGCAUUAAGGGCAGAACUGUGCUGUAAGUUCAGCGUGGCGUCCUCUGUGUGUGUAAGCUGAAAUGAAAAUGCAGAAGAAAGAGCAUGUGACUUAGCACUAAUGUGGGCUCUUGGUUCUCUUCAUCUGCAAGCUAAUUUUACAGAGAUUUUGUGCAAAUGACAUCGUUUUUAUUGAACACUGAGGAGUUGCAUUUGUAGAAGAAUGAGUUUAAUUACCAAAAAUGCAUAUGGGUGCCUUGUUUUUGUAUUGACAAAUCCUAUAUAUUUUGCAAGGGCAUGAUUUCUUACCUGACUAAAUGUUUCAGAAACAUUCCUCCUCUUUUAAUUUGAAUCUACGGAGUAAUGUAAAUUUUAUAUGUCUGUCUGCAAUGAACAUUUUUGGUACAACUGUUUUUUGCUGGUUAAUAAUUAGACCAAAGAUUGAAGUGUUCAGCUGCUAUUUUUUUUUUCCAAAAAGUGUUAAUAGGCUCAAAAGAUCCAUUCGAAGGCAUUCUUUUCCUAUUUAAUACCAAAUUACAUUUGCACUUUUGUUGUUUCCAUGAAGUUGGUGUUCUUAUUUUAAUACUUCACUGUAGUAAUAAACAGCUGUUGUAACGCA
This is a messenger RNA of Gallus gallus (chicken), 5384 nucleotides long. RefSeq names its product inositol 1,4,5-trisphosphate receptor interacting protein like 2 (gene ITPRIPL2). The transcript is spliced from 2 exons. The record is from RefSeq and is a predicted model, not a curated record. NCBI's taxonomy places the organism in Eukaryota, Metazoa, Chordata, Aves, Galliformes, Phasianidae. The coding region runs from base 1 to 2103 and encodes 700 amino acids.